AUGGAGAGGAGUCGCUUUGUGCAGUUUUAUCCUGUGGAGAGUCCGAGACGUAAUUAUCACUUAGUAGAAGUGAAGCGAGGGAUUCCCAUCUACCCAUUCUGCCUAGCCUCGGUGUACUUGGUGUAUGAGGCUAAUCCUCUAAUCCUAGUUACUAAUAGGUUUCUCGAUAGCUGUGAUGGCUUGUCAACUAUCAUCAGCGUCUUCAUACCAAAGAGAAAUCUCAUCUAUCUUCCGGAUCUCCCGGAAUCCUGGUAUACCUACUUAGACGCCGCUGACCCGUCCAAACUUGAUGCAAUCGCAACCAAAGCCAAUGAUUUAGCUAGAGUGCCCUCGCUCGUUGAGGAGAUAGUCUUCUAUGCAGAGUUUCCAGAACAUGAGUAUCACCGCCGCCACCUACUGCGUAUGGCUCGUAACCUUGUGCAGGCCCUGGAGACUCCUCAGGAGACGCCAACUCUCUACGGUGCCAUCCUUACCGCAAUUGACUGCGGCAUCUUCUCGUACAUGAGUGAGAGCCCAAGUGACCCAGUUCAUGCGGAUCGCCUGGCUCAAAUCCCCAACACGGAUCCCGCUUUAAUCAGGCAGUCUACUUGCCUGGAACCAUCUUGCUUACAUGUCACAUGCGGAAUCAUGAAGCACUUAGCCGCCAUGGGAGUGUUCCAUGAAAGUGGCAGAUGUCUACAUUACUACGAACUUGGCCCGGACCCUUGCCGUCACAAAGGCGAAAGUAGCGAUGAAGUCGAUCUACAACAUUCCUGUCUAUUUUCGAUCCCACCGGUUACCACAACCCAGAUGAUGCCACUGACGGGCUAUUUCAAUUCUCAUUCUGGACUUCCCAACACUGGUUCUCAUGGGCAUCGGACCGCCCUGAGCGCGUACCACCAGGGCCGUCCGAGCUGGAUGGAUUACAAUUUCUAUCCUGUUCAGGAAUCCCUUCGUGGCAUGCAACCUGACCAAGACACUGUCCUACUAGUGGACAUCGGUGGUGGAAUCCCGUCACGAUCUACAAGGAUUCCAAAGCAAGAUAAGGCCGAUGUUGUCGAACAGGUCUCGGGUGAUCUCGAGAAGAUCGAGGUGAUGGCUCACGACUUCUUCAUCGAACAGCGCAUCAAAGGUUCGAUUCUAUCUAUCUACUAUAACUCUUACCGAUACCGGAUGAGAAUAUGCCACUGGAUAUAUGAAGUUAGGCCUCGUCUUAUCAUGAAAACAUUACUACCAAGUAUCGCUGAGUAUCUUAUCAGGAAGCAACGCGUAGGAUAUCAGCCAGCGUGUUAUGGAGAUCUUUGUAGGCUAGCGUAUUUCCUACACAAGUCAUACGAUUUAUUGAUUUUGACGCCGCGGCGGGGGGGUAAUAAGGGUGAGAAGGAGGACAGCUGCUGCUACGCAGGGACAGCAGGUUAUCCGCUACUUAAAGUUAACCCAGAUAUCCGUUACUAUGGACUCGAGUACUUGGAAUGA
Messenger RNA from Talaromyces stipitatus ATCC 10500, 1455 nucleotides. RefSeq lists its product as uncharacterized. Lineage: Eukaryota; Fungi; Ascomycota; Eurotiomycetes; Eurotiales; Trichocomaceae. The transcript has 11 exons. The coding region runs from base 1 to 1455 and encodes 484 amino acids. Gene Ontology annotation, molecular function: methyltransferase activity. The record is from RefSeq and is a predicted model, not a curated record.